GGUUCAAUCAAUUGACCCACCAGUCCAAUCAAUGACCCGUUGACUUGAGGCUUCGCCAAGUCAAUCAAGAGUUUGGUUUUGAUAAUUAUGGUUUUAGGUAUCGAUAGGCAAUUGUUGCAGCCACAAUAGAUGAUAGUGGUACGCGAACAAUCAUGAUAUCACCUAGAACUUAUAUUAGAACACUUUAAAUAAUCUAAUCAUUAAUUACAAACAAAGAAAUAGUCAACUGCAAAAUAAUUAAUAGGUAGUUCCACACUAUGGUAAAAUCUGGAACAUGUGGAUGAAUAUUCAUACUUAUUUAAGAAUAUAUUAAAUAAAUACUAAUAGUAGGUUUGUCUAAGUGAUUAAUGUGGUAUUAUUAAUUUGUUAUAGACCGUAGUAAUCAAUAAUAUAGUGAGGGAACAAUAACAGUGUGUGUGACCCACUUCAUGCUUAUGGGGGAUGCAUAUGCGACUACGUAAACAUAUUUGACUUGCUUAUGAAGUCUCAUAUUUAACAUAUACAAUAACACUUGCGAUACACACUACGUAAGUACAUGGGUUUGGCAUAUGGGUACCACGUAUUUGGUAUCAUUACAUUUUUUCAAUUUUCCUGUUCAGAGUAUUGAUCAUAUGGGGUGAUGGAGAACCAUCUAGAUUUAUAAAGGAUUUUAGAAGAGGAUUUUCUAGGUAAAGAAAUCAAUAAAAAGUAAUCAAGUAAUUAAUGUAGAAACUCUAAGAGUUGUGUGGAAAAAUGAAGAAUUUUUGGUACCAUGGGACUCUACUUUUGUAUUAAGUGCACUCUCUUUUUCUUCUCAGCUGUGAUAAGCUGUUUUAAGCUAUUUAGGUAUCCUAUAAGUCACAUUUUGGGUUUUCAAAAGGCAUACAAGUUCCCUAGAAGUCAAAGGAAGGUUACUCUUAUGAAUCAUUGUCUUCAUUGCUUGUACUAAGGCUCCUAAACCCUUAUAAACAGUGGAGCUUGUCAGUGGAUGAAACAAUUUAGAUUUUGAAUGAAAAUGAAUUGUAUUUUCUCUCUUCUCGUCUCACUCUCCUCUCUAAUCUCACUCUUCUCUUUCUCUCUUCUUCUCUUUCUAUUCUACAUCAAUUGAUAUUAGAGCUUAUCAAGAAACCUGCCCUGCACCCCAUCAAGUCCCAACUAGCAGCAAAAGCUUUAAUCAACAGUGAGGCUACUCACAGAUCCUUGCAUUGUCCCUAUGGAAUUGGUGGACCACUUAGCUCUUGAAGCCUGGGAGAUAAAAAGAUUCAACCUCAUCAGUUAGAUGUGGCAUCAAUGAAGUCGAGCUUUUUACUCUAUUCUUCAAUGUUCUCUCACUACCAGUGAAUAAUAGUGAAAUUUCUAAUGUUGGAACCACGAGGUGCUCAUCAACCAAUUAUCAUAUAUAGGCCAAUACUACCUUCUGAUCUUGAAGUCCUUGAGGAGAUCCAUGUAGCUUUAUUUCCUAUAAGGUAUGAAAGAGACUUCUUCCUCAGUGUGGUGCAAGGACAUGGAAUAGUCUCUUGGGCUGCUGUUGAUGUUAGCAGGUCGGAUGGCGGCCGUGAUAAACUAGUUGGAUUCGUCACAACACGUCUUAUGUCAGCAAAAGAAAGCGAGAUUUCAGAUUUGCUUAGGUAUAAUGCCUCAAGGCAAGAUCUAAUGCUAGUCUAUAUCUUGACACUUGGUGUGGUGGAGAAUUAUAGAAACCAUGGGAUCGCUACUUCGCUUGUUUGCGAGGUAAUCAAAUAUGCUUCAAGCAUCACAAAUUGUAGAGCAGUGUAUUUGCAUGUCAUUUCCUACAACGUGCCAGCCAUACAUUUCUAUGAGAAGAUGUCGUUUGCGUGCGUAAGACGGUUGCAGAAGUUUUAUUACAUUAAUGGCCAGCAUUAUGAUUCAUAUCUGUUUGUUUACUAUGUGAAUGGUGGCCAUUCUCUCUGCUCUCCAUUAAACAUUGUGGCAGCAGUGGCAGCUUACUUGAGAGACCUUUUUAAAGUGCUGGCUUCCAAGCUGUGGAGGAAACAAGAGAAGCAUAUUCCCAGAUAUCUCAAGUGUAAAGAAACAAGUAGCCUUCUGGUUGCUCAAAACAGAAGGAUCCUUGGCGCCGAUAAUUCUGCGUGUCAGAGUGUAUAGAUAGCCAUUUGAAUCAACCGAGGAUUUAAAAAGAUUCGCUUGUUUGACAUCACCUAUAAACAAUUAGACACAUACCAUCGAGUUUGUUUUCUGUAUAUUGAAAAUAAGCUUCCUCAUUGAAGUUUUCA
Messenger RNA from Musa acuminata AAA Group (dessert banana), 2231 nucleotides. Its product is annotated as histone acetyltransferase MCC1. Gene Ontology annotation, cellular component: Golgi membrane. Lineage: Eukaryota; Viridiplantae; Streptophyta; Magnoliopsida; Zingiberales; Musaceae. Gene Ontology annotation, molecular function: protein-N-terminal amino-acid acetyltransferase activity; histone acetyltransferase activity. The transcript is spliced from 6 exons. Bases 1339 to 2103 code for a protein of 254 amino acids. Gene Ontology annotation, biological process: N-terminal peptidyl-methionine acetylation. The record is from RefSeq and is a predicted model, not a curated record.